GACAAGAUGGUGCAGAGCUUCAUCCUGGACAUGCAGACCGGCCACAUCUCGACGGCCUCCAAGUCUUGUUUGACUGCGCACUUGUGCUCUGAUAGUCCCUACACAGAUGAUGGCCUUUGUGUGCGUCCUUGUGGCAGCGGUCCUCUGGAAGUCUCCAACCAGACCUGGGUAUGGCAUCCGGAUGGAAGCCUGCGGCUUCGAGCACGAUCAGAUCUCUGCCUUACGGCUGGAG
Molecule: messenger RNA, 232 nt
Organism: Symbiodinium sp. CCMP2456
Lineage: Eukaryota; Dinophyceae; Suessiales; Symbiodiniaceae
Source: the annotation of a GenBank genome assembly